UGUGUGUUCAGCAGCUCCUCCUGUCCUCCUCUCUCUGAUGAUGCAGAACCUGGAGGAAGCUGAACUCUGCUUUCCACAACUCCUCAACACCUCCUGCAAGAAGCAUAUUCGCCCUCGGGCUGAGGCAAUGUUCAUUUACGUUGUGCUGUCCUCCAUCUCUCUGCUCACUGUGGUUCUCAACCUGCUGGUCAUCAUCUCCAUCUCCCACUUCAGGCAGCUCCACACCCCCACCAACCUCCUCCUCCUCUCUCUGGCUGUCUCAGACUUUCUCGUGGGCCUCCUUUUGAUGCCGUUUCAAAUCCUGUUAACAGAGCCCUGCUGGCUCCUGGGUGACCUGUUUUGUACUCUGUGUUAUCUUAUAAACUUCAUCACUAUUUGUUCCUCAGCCGUUACCAUGGUGCUCAUAUCAUUUGACCGUUAUGUGGCUAUCUGUGACCCUCUGCACUACCACACCAAAAUCACUGCAAAGAGAGUUAAAAUCUGUGUUUACCUGUGUUGGGGUUACUCUGUUUUCUACAAUGUUUUCUUUUUAUAUGAUCACCUAAUACAACCAGGCAAGUAUAAUUCCUGCUAUGGAGAAUGUUUGGUUAACCUAAUAGGAGUUGUUGACCUCCUUUUCAGCUUUAUCAUUCCCAUCAGUGCCAUCAUCAUUAUGUAUGUAAGAGUGUUUGCAGUGGCUGUGUCUCAGGCUCGUGCCAUGCGCUCUCAUAUUAGAGCAGUCACACUGAAGCGUUCAGCGACUGUAACAGCUAGGAAAUCUGAGAUGAAAGCAGCCAGGAGUCUUGGUGUUGUUGUUGCUGUGUUUCUCAUGUGUUACUGUCCAUUUUACUGUGUGUAUCUCUCAGGCAAUGACCUCGUAAUCAGUCCUUCAUCUGAGCUUCUUAUGGUUUCUCUGUUAAUUUUGAACUCCUGUCUAAACCCUGUGAUUUUAGCCUUUUUCUACCCCUGGUUUAGAAAAUCUGUUAAACUCAUUGUUACAUUUGAGAUACUGCAGCCUCACUCCUGUGGGGCCAACAUAAUGUAGAGAGAGACUGUGGAGUGACUGACACUGGACUCAUGAGCUUUUCUGUGAAGAAGGAAAAGUGUUUUUAUGUGCGGUUGCAGAGUCACUGAAGUAUAUAAAUACACAAAUGCUGUUUUAUUUGAUCUUUUGUCUAUUAAUGUGGUAUUCAUAUAUGCUUUGAUGUUGUUUUGUCUGUUGUAUCUUCAUAACAAUUCAUGAACAGAUAGUACUCCAGCCACUGCUACAGGUCUUUGAAUAAUCAAUCACAGUGAUAAUCAACACAAUGAAAGGAAACAAAUUUAUUUUCCAAUAUUCCAAUGUCAGUAAAGUCAA
This is a messenger RNA of Micropterus dolomieu (smallmouth bass), 1336 nucleotides long. Its product is annotated as trace amine-associated receptor 13c-like. The transcript is spliced from 2 exons. Gene Ontology annotation, biological process: G protein-coupled receptor signaling pathway. Gene Ontology annotation, molecular function: trace-amine receptor activity. Bases 38 to 1024 code for a protein of 328 amino acids. NCBI's taxonomy places the organism in Eukaryota, Metazoa, Chordata, Actinopteri, Centrarchiformes, Centrarchidae. The record is from RefSeq and is a predicted model, not a curated record. Gene Ontology annotation, cellular component: membrane.